Messenger RNA from Venustampulla echinocandica, 4377 nucleotides. RefSeq lists its product as uncharacterized. The coding region runs from base 1 to 4377 and encodes 1458 amino acids. The record is from RefSeq and is a predicted model, not a curated record. Gene Ontology annotation, molecular function: ATP hydrolysis activity; ATP binding; ABC-type transporter activity. The transcript has 16 exons. Lineage: Eukaryota; Fungi; Ascomycota; Leotiomycetes; Helotiales; Pleuroascaceae. Gene Ontology annotation, cellular component: membrane. Gene Ontology annotation, biological process: transmembrane transport.
AUGCCCGGUGUUCAAGGUCCUGCAACAAGUUCAAGCCCUGCCUACGAGCCCAGUUUCGUUUCGUUUCCUCUCCGCUCGGACCGUUUUGGCCGACAACAAACAACGACGACAACGACAACGACAACACCAUCGUCAACUGGGGAAUCAUGGACGGCUGGUACGGCGGUGCUUGCUUCCUUCCAAAUAAUCCUCUUGGGUAUUUGGGCAAAGCCAUCAACACCAAAGACGCGACUUACUCUGGCAACCGCCGCUCUGAGUGUUGCAGUGUCUCUGAUUUCAGUUCCCCUCUCGCACCUUGAGCAUAAGCGCUCUAUUCGUCCAUCUUCCAUUUUGAUUGUCUCCUUGUUAUUCUCUACCUUGUUUGAUAUUGCUCGUACCAGAACAUUGUGGAACAUCACCGGCAAUGCGACCAUCUCUAUUAUGUUCUCCAUAACCCUUGGGGUCAAGGUUGUAUUGCUAUCUCUGGAAGCGCUCGGGAAGCGGGUUUUAUUAAAGCCCCUAUACAAGGACGCCCCGUCAGAAACUACCACUGGUAUCAUCGGCCAAAGUAUGUUCUGGUGGUUGAACCCCCUCCUUAGACGAGGAUAUAAGGUGUUGAUAUCUAUGGACGAUUUGAUGACUUUGGACGAUGAUUUUGUGACAACACCUGAUGGGAAGAGUGGAUUAUACCUUCAAUGGGAAAAAGUUUCAAAAGGACGGUCAACACACGCUCUUCUGAUUGCCUCCAUCAAAUACUUCAAAUGGCCGAUCAUGGCAGGCCUCAUUCCUCGUUUCGCCCAGAUCGGAUUUUUCUUUGCUCAACCCUAUCUUGUGGGCAGAACGACGGUUUUCAUAUCGGACCCGAAUGGCACCAAGAAUGAAGGCUACGGUUUGAUAGGAGCAUUCGCUUUUGUAUACGUCGGCCUUGCGAUUUCGACGGCUGUGGCCCAGCAUACAGUCUUUCGGGUAAUCGCAAUGCUGAGAGGGAGCCUCGUGGAGCUUAUUUAUAGCAAAACAAUGGUACUGGAAGCUACAACUAUCGAGGAAAGUGCCCCAGUCACGUUGAUGAGUGCCGAUAUUGAGAGGAUCUCAACCGGCCUCCGAUUUAUCCAUGAUUCAUGGGCAUCAUUUGUGCAAAUUCCGCUUGCCCUCUACCUGCUGUGGCGAGAACUCGGUGUGGCAAGUAUGGCACCACUUGGGGUGGCCAUUCUGUGUAUGUUAGGGGCUGUCGCCAUUUCGUCUUUGGCGGGUGCGCGACAGGCAAUUUGGCUCGAAGCAAUCCAAACCCGGGUUGACGCUACGGCACAGAUGCUUGGUACUAUGAAGGGAGUAAAGAUGACAGGAUUGACAGACAAAUUAUUCACCAUGAUUCGAGGACACAGGGAUGAAGAAAUAACAAAAUCGCAAAAGUUUAGAGAAUUGCUUAUCGUCAUGGUUGGAAUCUCGUUUAGUAACUUAGCUAUCUCCCCCGUUAUCUGCUUUACUAUCUAUACUCUCUUGGCCAGACGAAAUGGAACCGAAACCCUUACCACUCCAAAGGCAUUUACGUCUCUCGUGUUAUUCAACAACCUCGCCAUACCAAUUACCUUGCUCGUUCAGGCCGUGACAGGUCUGGCAACAGCUGUUGGAUCUAUUGAGAGAAUCAACAAGUUCCUUUUGGAAGAACCUAGGAAAGAUGGAAGGGCACAUACAGGAUUUUUCAGUAGCGAAACACUCGUCGAGGGUGCUGACAGCUCCUCUGAAAAGCUGACUGAAAAGGGAAAGAGCAGCAAGUCAGUUCUCUUUGAAAGCCGAGAUGCGAGUUCUGGGUGGUCAGCGGAGAAGCCAGCAGCUAUCAGCGGCCUUACGUUCCAAAUCCCGAGUUCAAGUUUGACAAUGGUUGUCGGGCCUGUCGGAUGUGGGAAAUCAACGUUCAUAAACACCCUCUUGGGCGAAACGCCGGUUAAUAAUGGUUACUUGAGCGUCAGCACGUCUACGAUUGCAUAUUGCAGUCAGACUUGUUGGCUUAAGAACGAUACUGUGCAGAAUAAUAUUCUCGGCGAAUCCCAGUUUGAUCUUCAAUGGUACAAUACCGUUCUACGGGCUUGUGCCCUCGAUCACGAUAUCAAGAUCUUCCCUCGCGGGGACCAGUCAAUGGUAGGAAGCAAAGGAGCAGUAUUGAGUGGGGGACAGAAGCAAAGAUUAGCUCUCGCUCGAGCCGUGUACUCGAAGAUGCCCACGGUAAUCCUUGAUGAUGUGUUGAGCGGUUUAGAUCCGACUACCGAAGAUCAUGUAUUCCACGCCUUACUCGGAGCCGAUGGAAUAUGGCGGGAAAAUGGCACCAGCGUGGUCGUAACAACAAAUAACAUUCACCGACUACCAUACUCUGAUCAUAUCAUCGUUAUUGGAGAGGAUGGAAAGCUUAUCCAACAAGGUAGUUUCGUGACUUUGAAUUCGACUAAAGGAUAUAUUCAAAGCCUGGCAAUCCAACACGAUGAUGAUUCUGAUACAGUCAAGAAGGAUGAUGCUGGUCUACCACCAGCACCGCUUGCUAACCCGGCACAUGAGGGGCCACGGGAAGAAGGUGAUAGGCGUACAGGCGACAUGACGAUCUAUCUCUACUAUAUUAGGGUCAUGGGAAUCAAACGCUCUCUUAUAUUCAUUCUAGCUCUAUGCUCUUAUGUAUUCUGCCUCACUUACCAACCUGUUUGGGUUGAAAAAUGGGCGGCAUCCAAUGACAUAAAUCCAAACAAUAAUCUAGGAUACUGGCUUGGGAUUUAUUAUUUCCUCGCCGCGCUGGCAGUUUUUUCUGUCGUGGCUUCGUGUUGGCAUCUUAUGAAAAAUUUGGUAGCCCAAGCCGCCAGGAAGUUCCAUGAGGAGCUACUCAAGACUGUUCUAAACGCUCCGAUGUCGUUCUUCUCUACUACAGACGUCGGUAAUACAGUAAACAGAUUCAGCCAGGACCUUCAACUCAUUGAUAUGGAGUUGCCCAUUGCGAUGCUUAACACUGUAUUAUCAUUCCUCACUUGUCUUGCCCAAUUAAUCGUGAUUUGUGCCACAACGAAAUACAUUGCGGCCACCGUUCCAGUGGCUAUAGGAACUUUUUAUCUCAUUCAGCGGUACUACCUCCGGACAUCCCGACAACUCCGUUUUCUAGAUAUCGAAUCCAAGGCACCACUUUUCUCGCAUUUCUUGGAAUCUCUGAGCGGACUCGUGACCAUUCGAAGCUACGGUUGGGUAGAAAAGUAUUGUGUUCGAAAUGCCAAGCACAUCAACGACUCACAAAAGCCGUUCUAUCUCCUAUUCUGCAUUCAGCGUUGGCUUGAGUUAGUAGUUGGACUUUCGGUUGCUGGAUUAGCAGUCUUGCUUGUGGGUGUGGCCGUAUCAACCAAGGGGCAAAUCAGCGCAGGUUUCAUUGGCGUUGCCCUAGUUAACAUUGUCACAUUCAGUGAGAAUCUUCAAGCACUAAUCACGCAUUGGACUGUUUUAGAAACAUCCAUUGGGGCAGUUUCCAGAGUUCGAAGCUUUGCAAAGACUCCUUCAGAAAAUCUACCCGAGGAAACCGGCACCCCACCGGACAGCUGGCCAGACAAAGGGGGUAUUGAAUUUAAGGACGUAGUUGCUUCAUACAAGGCUGAUGCGGAUCCCGUCCUCAAGACGAUUAACCUCUCGAUUCCUGGAGGGAAAAAGGUGGGCAUCUGUGGUCGAACGGGAAGCGGCAAGUCAUCUCUCGUAUCGACCCUCUUCCGCAUCCUAGAGCUUGAUAGCGGUUCCAUCUACGUUGAUGGAGUCGACCUUGCCACUCUCCCACGACAAGAAAUUCGAUCCAGGUUAAUUGUUGUUCCUCAAGACCCAUACCUCUUUGAUGGAUCCGUCCGUUUGAACGUAGAUCCAACAGGAGAACUUCCUGAUGAGGCCAUUGAGGGGGCGUUGAAAAAAGUCCAACUCUGGGAUACUAUCCACGAAUCUGGCGGUCUCUCAGCCCGCGUUACAAAUGAUUUCUUCUCUCAUGGCCAGAAGCAGCUUCUUUGUAUUGCCAGCGCCAUGUUACGCAAGGGAAAUAUUCUUGUUCUUGAUGAGGCUACUAGCAGCGUGGAUUCGCAAACAGACGCUGUUGUGCACUCGCUGAUCCGGACCGAGUUUGAGCACCACACCGUCAUCGCCAUCGCACAUCGCCUGGAUAGCAUCCUCGAUUUUGACCAAGUCAUUUACAUGGACAAGGGAGAGAUCAGGGAAAGUGGCAACCCGAUGCAACUCCGUGACACUCCUUUCAGCGCCUUCCGGGGACUGUAUUUGGAUUCAAAUCCGGGCUAUGCGAUUUCGUCCUCAGUCGACGAUGACGAUGACGCAGGUAGUAUGACCGAGAUGGAACUUCAGAGAUAUGGGUUUAAACCAGACGUAGUGGGGUGGAUUGGUUAA